This is a messenger RNA of Serpula lacrymans var. lacrymans S7.9, 1290 nucleotides long. RefSeq lists its product as uncharacterized. Lineage: Eukaryota; Fungi; Basidiomycota; Agaricomycetes; Boletales; Serpulaceae. The transcript is spliced from 7 exons. The coding region runs from base 1 to 1290 and encodes 429 amino acids. The record is from RefSeq and is a predicted model, not a curated record.
AUGUCUACUACUGGAUCAACAUCUGUCAUCACCUCAUCUCCAAAUGCUUUGCUUAUAAACUACUCCAAUAGCCACUGCUGCUCCGCUGCACCACACCUUUCACACAUCCAAAGGUUUAUGGACCCCCUUUUGAAGAAAGAGGCUGCACCCCUUAAAGUGUACUGCACACUAGAGGAUUUCCUCCCAGUCAAUAUGGGACAAAAGCCAUGCUAUACAACAUGUUAUUACAGCACCGAGGAUAGAUCCUGGACAACAAUGAGUGGCUGCCCAGACUUUACAAAACCAUGGAGUCCAGGUUUGGAGGAUGAGUGUAUGGCAUUCCUUAACAACAUUGUACUAAAGGUCUACUCUGCAUUACCGAGCAGGGCAACUGCCUCCUUGAGAUGGUGGAUUGCUGCCAACUCAAUCCGUUCAGUAGAAGACGGUGGUGGCAAAUGGCGUCCUGACCUAGUCUUGAUGAGUGCUAGCUCUGACAACCCCACCAAUCCCAAAGCUCUUCCACCAGCAAAAUGGAGAAGUGUCCAUGCACUGGCUGAGCUUAAGGACAGGGAGAAAAACUCAGUGCCCCUCCACGAGCAGAUUUUUCAGCUGAUGGGACUCUAUGUUGAAUUAGACGCUCCCUACAUGUGUCCUGCUGGAUGUGGAAGGUCAUUUGCAACAGCUCAUGCUGUUAACACACAUCUUGGCUCUGCAAAAAAAUGCCUGUGGUACCACAAAGGAAAGUCACGAUCACUUGCUAUCCCACAGCCACAAGAAGAUAAUGGAGAGGAAGCUAGUGGAUUAGACAUGUUAAUAGAUGAUGAGCAUAUGGAGGAGGCAAUUGGCGAAGUACUACAGGAGUUGCAAGAGGAUCUUUUUUCAUUCAUUCCAAUCGCACAUUCUGACAUUAUUGAUGAUGGGGAGAAUGCAGCAGGCCCAUCCCUUCAUCAGAACUCAAUAGUCCUAGAUGACAAUGAGGAUGAAUGUAUGGAGGUAGAACAUCCCACAGCUGGCAAGGUCAUAAGCAUGGAUGAGACUUUACAUCAGAGGUGGAGAAGAGAAUCCAUUGCAGCAGGUCGGGAUGGUCAAGACGUAGAAAUGGGUGAAGCUUCAGACCCCAAGUUCUUCUCCUUUGCCUCGGAGACGGAUUGGAGAGUAGCAUGUUGGGCAAUUCAAGAUGGUAUAGGGCACCAGUCUUUUAAUUGGCUGUUAAGUAUCCCAGGUGUCAGGGAGAAGCUGGGGCUUUCUUACCUUAAUAUACGUAGAUUACACAAGAUUGUUGACUACAGCAUACCAUUUAGGGCUGAAUAG